Messenger RNA from Saccostrea echinata, 867 nucleotides. RefSeq lists its product as uncharacterized. Lineage: Eukaryota; Metazoa; Mollusca; Bivalvia; Ostreida; Ostreidae. The coding region runs from base 1 to 867 and encodes 288 amino acids. The record is from RefSeq and is a predicted model, not a curated record. The transcript is spliced from 2 exons.
AUGAGUGAACAGGAAAAACCAAUGUUUAAACCUCUUUAUAUUAAGAACAAGGAACUACAAUCAGAACAGAGUGAAAGGAUUAUAGAUUAUGAACUGUAUGAAGCUAUUCGUGAAAAAAUUGGGGACAAGAUAUAUUGCAUUCAAUUGGAAAGAGAGUUUAUCUCAAGUGAAUUUGGGCACAGAGCUCAGCAAUGCAACAGUGAAAAGGCCUGCAGAGUAUGUCGCGAACCUGGUCAUGAACCAGGAUCUCCGGACUGCCAACAUUACAAAGAGACUGAAAAUGUUGUUGCAUUCCAAGGAAAAGAAAAUCCCAUUUCAAACUUUUUCCCUUGCGACAUUAAAGUCUUUGGCGAGCACCACCAGUCAGCUGAGCAUGCUUAUCAGUUGAUGAAAGCGCUACGUGCAGGUAAUUUAGUUGCAGCUGAGAAGGUAAGAAACGCUCCCACAGCACUCGAUGCUAAAAAGAUAGGAAAUUCCAUAAAGGACCCGGAGGGUUGGAGCGAGCAAAAACUGGAAAUAAUGGAAGAAAUCGUGUCUGCAAAAGCUGAACAAGUAACUUUAAUGCGAGAAAAACUUGAAGCCUCUAAUGCUAAUACGAUUUUUGCCGAGUCCACUGUUGACGUGUACUGGGGUACAGGCUUGGAUACCAUCGGCACAACUCAAACAGAACCAUCAAAAUGGCCAGGUGAAAACAAACUUGGAGUCAUCGUCCAAAAAAUUGCUGCCAAAUAUACUAGAAAACUCAGGAGCGCCUCCGUGCCUAGGAAAGGCUCUCAAACCGAGGACAGUCAAAAGAAACUUGAUACAUUUAUCCGAGAUAUGAAAAAAAAUAAAAAGAAAAAUGAAAAAGAAUCUGCUACAAAAUGA